Hypanus sabinus (Atlantic stingray) is the source of this 956-nucleotide messenger RNA. RefSeq names its product CD9 antigen-like. Gene Ontology annotation, cellular component: membrane. NCBI's taxonomy places the organism in Eukaryota, Metazoa, Chordata, Chondrichthyes, Myliobatiformes, Dasyatidae. The coding region runs from base 39 to 719 and encodes 226 amino acids. The transcript has a single exon. The record is from RefSeq and is a predicted model, not a curated record.
AAAUCUCUGAAAAAGUGUCUACUUUUCCGGCAGCAAAAAUGGUGCAAGGUGGAAUGAAGUGUGUUAAGUACCUGCUGUUCGGCUUUAAUUUCUUGUUCUGGCUUGCAGGUCUUGCAGUUUUGGCAGUUGGAUUAUGGCUUUGUUUUGAUCAAUCAUCAAAGCACAUAUUUGAGAUGGAAGACCAGCCUUCUACAUUCUACACAGGUGUCUAUAUUUUGAUUGGAGCUGGUGCGUUGAUGACGGUUGUUGGGUCCCUAGGAUGCUGUGGAGCAAUUCAAGAAUCCACCUGCAUACUUGGCUGUUUCUUCAUGUUCCUUCUGGUCAUAUUUGCAGUCGAAAUUGCAGCUGGAAUAUGGGGCUUUUUGAAUAAAGAUAAGGUUACGAAUGAAGUGAGGGAAAUGUACACUUCUCUGUAUAACCAAUACAUAAUAAACAAAGAUAAAAGCAAGGAAGCAGCUCUAUCUGCAAUUCAGAAGGGACUGGACUGCUGUGGAAUAGGAGGCACUCUGGAACCACUUAUCCGAAGUACUUGCCCCAGUAAAACACUUUUGGAAGAGUUUCAAAGACGGUCAUGUCUGCAGGUAAUUGAUGAAAUAUUCAAUGGAAAGCUUUACAUCAUUGGGGCAGUUGGGAUUGGAAUUGGAAUUGGAAUGAUCUUUGGCAUGAUUUUCAGCAUGGUGCUGUGCUGCGCCAUCCGUAAUAGCAGGGAGUUGAUUUAGGGAAUGUGUUAAACAAUGAUGCCUUUCAGCAAUGGAAUGGAUUUUUGAACCUCACUUGCUUCUAUCUGUUAACGGCUUGACUUCAAUAAACAUCUUUUCACCUAUUCAGUUGAAAAUCUCUGUAUAACCUAAUCUUAAAUAAAACUUUAUUUAACAAGUUCACAUUUUGUUUAAUAUUUUGUAUAAGUUGGAUGAAAAGAGCAACAAACUCUAAUCUGAAGUUUUCUUUAAGGUUUU